Limulus polyphemus (Atlantic horseshoe crab) is the source of this 1097-nucleotide messenger RNA. Its product is annotated as LIM/homeobox protein Lhx1-like. NCBI's taxonomy places the organism in Eukaryota, Metazoa, Arthropoda, Merostomata, Xiphosura, Limulidae. The annotation marks the transcript as partial. Gene Ontology annotation, biological process: neuron differentiation; regulation of transcription by RNA polymerase II. Gene Ontology annotation, cellular component: nucleus. The transcript has 4 exons. Gene Ontology annotation, molecular function: RNA polymerase II transcription regulatory region sequence-specific DNA binding; DNA-binding transcription factor activity, RNA polymerase II-specific. The record is from RefSeq and is a predicted model, not a curated record.
UUCUGACCGUCGGAUCUCCGCCAGACCAUUCCGAAAUAGAAGAAACAAACAACAGCCAUGCCGAUUCUGAUCAUGUCGUCGAUCGCGAGAUCAAACGAGAUUCUUGCGUUGAGCGGAAACCGAAUGGGCUACUGAACGGGUGUGCUCUCUCCUACAACACUGGAGCUCUGACCGACAAUUCUUUAACCAACGAAUUACCUGGGACCCACAGUUCUGUCCCUGGUUCAACCACAUGCUCUACGAACAACAAAGACAGUAAAACAAGUGGGAGUGAGUGCAGUCCGAACAGCGCCAUUAAUUACAGCUCCCAGAACCAACAGAAUGAUGAGAAUACACCAGGAGCCAAAAGACGUGGUCCUCGUACCACCAUCAAAGCUAAGCAGUUAGAGACUUUAAAGGCUGCUUUUGCGGCGACUCCUAAACCCACACGCCACAUCCGGGAACAACUGGCUCAGGAAACUGGCCUGAACAUGCGUGUGAUACAGGUGUGGUUCCAGAACCGCAGGUCGAAAGAGAGACGUAUGAAACAACUCAGUACACUUGGAGCUCGCCGUCACUUCUUUAGAAACCCCAGGCGGGCCAUGCGGCCGUUGCGGCCGGGAAUGUCUCCCGACGGACUUGAUGAUAGUCCCGAGAUGAUGGUUGGCCCUAACUCUGGAUACGGGUACUUCUCGGAUUCUGGAAGUCCCGUUGAUUUUCCUUACGGAGCUCAACCAGGUUUCUACACCUUUAUUCCCGGUCAACAUCCGCCAGAAUCCAUGGACUUCCCGCCAGGACCCAUGAGGAAUGCUGCAGCAUCUAGCCCGCCUCCUUCCUCAAGGGUUAUGGGUCAUGGAUUACCUCCAGGUGGGCUGAUGGUUCAAGGUACAUUCUGUAGCCAACUUAAUCUUGGUGCGGACGCCCCCUAUCUUCAGCACCAUAAUGACCUCUUGUCUCAACGCUCCAGCCCUGACUCUGUAAUGACCCUUCCACCUGCUACGGAUGUUUACGGUCCACUCAGAUCGUCAACGGCCGAGACUUUUCAUCCGGGUCUCCCUCAUCAGUCACUAAAUGGGUACCAACUGACAUUUAUGUGGAGAAGGAUGGGUACCAACUGA